CGCCGCCAGAGACGGCUCUCCGGUAAGUGAACUUCUCCGUCGGGUGGGGCGCGGCGGAGGCUCAGUGCCGCCCCAAGACCCGGCGCUGAGGGGAGAGUUACGCGCCCUGGGCUCGGGCGACGAUGCUAGGAGGAGUUGGAGCGUCAGCGCGCAGGCGUCCUUAGCGGAGACCCAUCCCCGGAACCGCAACAUAGCUGGAGCCCGUGGCGAGCCGAAAAGUUCGACUCCCUCCGUCACCGCUGCCAUUACCGCUGCCACCGCCGCCACCACAGCCGCCACCACAGCCACCACCACAGCCGCCACCAACAUCACCACCACGGCGUCGGCGGCGCAGACCCCGGACCAUGGAACUCGAGAACCUAGUAGCCAACACUCUCCUGCUGAAGGCUCGUCAAGCAGGACAGAGCAAAAAGAGUGGUCGUAGUAGAAAGUGGAAAGAGAUUCUGAAGUUGCCCCCAGUCAGCCUGUGCUCUGAGCUAAGAAACUCCAUCGAAAAGGAUUUUAGCAGCCUUUGUGACAAGCAGCCAAUAGGAAGAAAUCUUUUCAGACAAUUCUGUGAUACAAAACCAUGUCUAAAGAGAUGCAUUGAUUUCUUGGAUGCAGUGGCAGAGUAUGAAGUUACCGUUGAAGAGGAGCAAAGAGAAUUUGGGCUAUCCAUCUUACAUAGAUUCUUCAAAGAGAAGUCAGAAGUCCCCUUACCAGAGAUACCUAUAGCUGUUGUGAAAGAAUGUAAAUGGAAUCUGAAGGAGAAUUCCUCCUCUAAAAAUGUUUUCGAGGAAUGUGCUAGAUUUGUCUAUACCUAUUUGAGUGAAAAACCAUUUGAAGAAUACCAAGACAGUAAAUACUUCCGUCGAUUUUUACAAUGGAAAUGGCUAGAAAGGCGGCCAGUAACAAAGAACACAUUCAGACAUUACAGAGUUCUAGGAAAAGGCGGAUUUGGAGAGGUUUGUGCCUGUCAAGUACGAGCUACAGGAAAAAUGUAUGCCUGCAAAAAACUAGAAAAAAAAAGAAUAAAGAGGAGGAAAAGUGAAGGAAUGGCUCUGAAUGAAAAAAGAAUCUUAGAAAAAUUGCAUAGUAGAUUUGUAGUUAGUUUAGCCUACACUUAUGAAACCAAGGAUACCUUGUGUUUGGUGCUAACCAUUAUGAAUGGAGGGGAUUUGAAGUACCACAUUUACAAUCUGGGCAAUCCUGGCUUUGAGGAGCCGAGAGCUGUGUUCUAUGCUGCAGAGCUGUGUUGUGGCUUGGAAGAUUUACAGAAGGAAAGAAUUGUAUACAGAGACCUAAAGCCAGAGAAUAUCCUCUUAGAUGAUCAUGGACACAUCCGAAUUUCAGAUCUUGGUCUAGCUCUGGAAGUCCCAGAAGGGGAGAUGGUUCGAGGAAGAGUUGGUACUGUUGGCUACAUGUCUCCAGAAAUUAUCAACAAUGAAAGGUACGCAUUUAGUCCUGAUUGGUGGGGACUUGGCUGUCUGAUAUAUGAAAUGAUUGCGGGACACACUCCAUUCAAAAAAUAUAAAGAGAAGGUCACCCGGGAGGAACUGGAAAGAAGAGUGAAGAAUGACACUGAGGAGUAUUCUGAGAAGUUUUCAGAGGAUGCCAAGUCCAUCUGCAGCAUGUUACUCAUCAAGGAUCCAAGUUAUCGGCUAGGCUGUCAGAGUAAUGGAGCUGCUGCUGUAAAGCAGCACCCAGUGUUCAAGGACAUUAACUUCAGCAGGCUGGAAGCAAAUAUGUUAGAUCCCCCUUUCUGUCCUGAUCCUCAGGCCAUUUAUUGUAAGGAUAUCUUGGAUAUUGGGCGGUUCUCUGUGGUGAAAGGAGUCAACCUGGACAGCAGUGAUGAAACCUUCUAUGCCCAAUUUGCUACAGGGUGUGUCAGCAUCCCCUGGCAGAAUGAGAUGAUUGAAUCUGGAUGUUUCCAUGACCUCAAUGAAGCUGCAGAUGAGGGAGAUGCGACAUCACAUAAAAAAGAGAAGAUGUGUCCCUCCAUUCUCAGACCAAAGAGAAAUUUCUUACGUAGAAUCUUCAGAAGAGGGGGCUGCCUGACCACUGGCCACAGUGAGGAGAGGGAGCCAACACAAUGAUGACCGUUCACUGUGCAGACCACAGAGCAAGACCCUGAUGUAAGAAGGAACCUGUCACAUACUCAGUGUCUUGUCCUUUCCAUGAAUUGUAAUAAACAGUCUAUGACACUGUUUAUAAUGUGCUUUCAUAUAUUUUUACAUUAAUAUCUGCAUUGUCUUUUACUGAAGCUGUAUUAAAGAAGCCGCCUGAGAACAUCA
Molecule: messenger RNA, 2273 nt
Organism: Cricetulus griseus (Chinese hamster)
Lineage: Eukaryota; Metazoa; Chordata; Mammalia; Rodentia; Cricetidae
Source: RefSeq, a predicted model, not a curated record